Funneliformis mosseae is the source of this 158-nucleotide messenger RNA. The record is from the annotation of a GenBank genome assembly. NCBI's taxonomy places the organism in Eukaryota, Fungi, Glomeromycota, Glomeromycetes, Glomerales, Glomeraceae.
GUCCACUGGUAACUUCACCCGAUUUAAUGUAUAAGCGGAUAUUAUUUCUUCUUUUAAGAUUUGUCAAUCAGCCUGCAGAAGCAGUAAAUCCAGUAAUGCCAAAUUUAACUGCAAACUGUUUAGCUUUAUUUUGUAUGAUAUCACCCCUUAAUGUUUAA